UGUAGGCUACAGCUCUGUCAGAGUGAGCAAGAGACAGAGAGAGAUUGGGUGAGAGACAUUUAUUGAGAGAGAGAAAGAGAGUGGCUAGAGUUGGUGAAAGACAUCGAGAGAUCAAGAGAGAGGGUGCGUGAGCGGCAUAGAGAGAGAGAGAGAGAGAGAGAGAGAGAGAGAGAGAGAGAGAGAGAGAGAGAGAGAGAGAGAGAGAGAGAGAGAGAGAGAGAGAGAGAGAGAGAGAGAGAGAGAGAGAGAGAGAGAGAGAGAGAGAGAGAGAGAGAGAGAGAGAGAGAGAGGGAGUGGGUAAGAGUGAGCGAGAGACAGGAGGACAGAGGGAGGAGAGAGAGAGAGAGAGAGAGAGAGAGAGAGUGAGAGGGGGACAGAGAGAGAGGGAGAGGGAGUGGGUAAGAGUGAGCGAGAGACAGAAGGACAGAGGGAGGAGAGAGAGAAAGGAGUGGGUAACAGCCUGGGUACACUGUAGAUCUUGCAGCAGUGGCAGUGUAGCAUGUUUCCAGCUGUGGCAUUACUUUAAUCCCAGAGGACCUUGUUGAACAACAUUGGAGUUUCCUGACAUUUGUCUUCCUCUUCCCAUGUUUCUUUUGUUUUACAUUUUCUCUUGGAUUUCAAAAACAAACUCAAACUGCACUUUAUUUUGUUCAACAAGUACUCUCGAUUUUUUGGAUGUAUCUGUCAAGUAGGCAUGUCCUCCUCAGACCUCAAUGGAUCCUCGCGUACGCCUCGCUGGCUACUCUGGAAGCUAAAGGAAAAGGUAGACAUGAGGUACUGAUGGGGUCCGAGUACACUAGUAGGGCUUCAAUCAUUUGAGGUACUGGUAAAAAGUAUUUCAGCAGAACGAAUACCUUAUUUUUGUAAUAGGUUUGACUUAUUACUUCCCCUCCCCGCGAAAUAUAAUGCAAAUUAUGGAAUGGGACACAUAGCCAAGUAUCUUUGACUCUGCUGAACCACGCUCAACACGGCCCUGAGUAACCAUGGACUACGACAACAACAUGAGCAUCGCUGCCACCUCAGACCCAUUCAUCAACAACCACAGCAGCGUCGGCGCGGUCCUGCUGGGCCCCAACAGGACCGAGCCCUACCACCCGGCGGCCGACUUCUGGACCUACCCUGUCCUGGCGCUCAUCAUCCUCACAAUCGUGGUGGGCAACCUGCUAGUCAUCAUCGCCAUCGCACGCACGUCGCAGCUCCAGACCAUAACCAACAUCUUCAUCAUGUCGCUGGCCUGCGCCGACCUCAUCAUGGGCGUGCUGGUUGUGCCGCUGGGAGCCACCAUCGUGGUGACAGGCGACUGGAAGCUGGGCGACACCCUCUGCGAGCUUUGGACGUCCCUGGAUGUGCUCUGCGUGACGGCCAGCAUCGAGACGCUGUGCGUGAUCGCUGUGGACCGCUACCUUGCCAUCACUCGGCCGCUGCGGCACAAGGUGUUGAUUAACAAGCUGCGGGCGCGGCUCAUCGUCUGCCUGGUGUGGGCCGUGUCUGCGCUCAUCUCCUUUGUACCCAUCAUGAACCAGUACUGGCGGGCAGACGACUUCCCCGAGGCGGUCAAGUGCUACAACAACACGGCGUGCUGCGACUUUGUGACCAACCGCACCUUCGCCAUCACCUCCUCAGUGGUGUCCUUCUACGUGCCGCUGCUCAUCAUGAUCUUCGUCUACGCCAAGGUGUUCCUGAUUGCCACGCGGCAGGUGCAGAUGAUCGACAAGGACCGCCAGCGUUUCCAGGGCGACUGCCCGUCCUCGCAACUCGGCCAGCACCUCACCAGCAUCCUGCCUUCUGUGUGCCCGCUGGGCACAUGCAACUGCGGCAGCAACAGGAACGGCGUGGCACGCCGGAAGGGCAGCAGGCGGAGGCCGUCGCGGCUGAUGCUGGUCAAGGAACACAAAGCCCUGAAGACCUUGGGCAUCAUCAUGGGCACCUUCACCCUAUGCUGGCUGCCCUUCUUCGUGGCCAACAUCAUCAACGUCUUUGACAGGGAGGUGCCCUCGGAGUGGGAGUUCCGCCUGUUAAACUGGCUGGGCUACGUGAACUCCGGCCUGAACCCCAUCAUCUACUGUCGGAGCCCCGAGUUCCGCACAGUUUUUAAGAAUCUGCUGGGAUGCCCUUGGCUGACCCCACAGAGGUUUAAUGCUUUUUAUAAAGAACUGCGCACUCUCUGCAGCUGUGUGCCCAGGCAGGGUGAGUCUGGCACAGCGGGUGCUCUCACUAAAGCUACCGUGACAGACAGGAACGAGAGCCUGAGCAGCAACAGAAGUGAGGCUUCUUCCUCUGGGAUUCAGCACUCCAACAACAGCGGCCAGUCCAGCGACCAGUCCAGAACAGAAACAGAACUGUAAGUGUGACAUUGACGCGUUCGCCUUCUGCACUCAACUUGUUUGACUAAGUCAAUGUUCUUUUAUUCUGAAACAAAGAAAUUUGGGUCAUCGCACAGAUUUACAAAAUAAUGAUGUCUGAAGCCUCAUAAUUUCAGCAUUAUUUUAGUUCAAUUUCCUGAUUGCAAGAGAGAAUGUCGCCUUUUGGAAAACCAAUUUCCUGUGGAUGUUGGUUGAAUAAUCUACAAAUUAAUACAGAUUAAAGAGAUUAAACCAA
This is a messenger RNA of Gadus macrocephalus (Pacific cod), 2598 nucleotides long. RefSeq names its product beta-1 adrenergic receptor-like. Gene Ontology annotation, biological process: norepinephrine-epinephrine-mediated vasodilation involved in regulation of systemic arterial blood pressure; adenylate cyclase-activating adrenergic receptor signaling pathway. The transcript has a single exon. Gene Ontology annotation, cellular component: membrane. The coding region runs from base 984 to 2345 and encodes 453 amino acids. Gene Ontology annotation, molecular function: beta3-adrenergic receptor activity; norepinephrine binding; epinephrine binding. The record is from RefSeq and is a predicted model, not a curated record. Lineage: Eukaryota; Metazoa; Chordata; Actinopteri; Gadiformes; Gadidae.